Molecule: messenger RNA, 1257 nt
Organism: Patella vulgata (common limpet)
Lineage: Eukaryota; Metazoa; Mollusca; Gastropoda; Patellidae
Exons: 6
Coding region: 340-1257 (305 amino acids)
Molecular function (GO): signaling receptor activity
Source: RefSeq, a predicted model, not a curated record
UAUUUUCAGUUCUCCAAAGCAGCUUUGUACUGAUAGUUAACGACUCUCGGUGUGUCCUUGGAUAAACUGACUUGUGGAUCUACAGAGUACAGUUUGGCUGUUUUGGAUUUGGUUGUCACUGAUGAUUGCGAUAUUGCCUUUGGUUUUAUUAUGACAUUGACAGUGGAAGUAAUUUCCUGGAAAUGGAAAGAUCCGUUAUGUUGAAACACAUUGCUUGCGUUACGACAUGACAAUUUACACAAUAUUAUAGCUACAUGAUUGACAGGUGCGAUGACAUAUUGAUAUUGAACUCUGUGAUAUUUUAUUAAUAUAUGCAAGAAUUUUGAAAAUAAUUUUUAAAUGGCUGCAAAAGACGGGAUUGUUACCAUUGUAUAUAUUUUUUAUUGGUGGUUGAUCUUCUUUAUAAAAGAUAUCAGCGGUAACGACUAUUAUUGUUCAAAAGACGUCAGUGAAAUUUAUCAUCCAGGAACCGGAGGGUACAAUCGGAUAAUAAGUCGCUAUGAAGAUACCCGUUUCUAUGGUAACGGAUUGAUGUGUAAAUGGCAUAUUAUAGCGAGGAAAGAUCAACGUAUCCUCCUGACCGUUAUCCAAUCUGUGUUACAAUGGGCGCCAGAGAGUGCCGUUUGCGAAGGGGAUAAUUACGAUUAUAUGACUAUUAAAAAUGAUGAGGAAGAUUCUAGAAGUUUAGUUCAAUGGUGUGGUCAACGAAAGCCUGGUUGGAUCAUGAGUACGGGACCAGAAUUAUAUAUAACCUUUGUAACCAAUGACGUCAAUCCAUAUGAAUAUUCCGGAAUCGUAUUAAAUAUCCAAAUAUUUGAAUCAAUUCAUUGUCCGCGUGGGUGGUUGUCGAGACCUGCCACUUAUCCAAUUCCGUCAGUCAAACCAUAUAAGGAAGUUUGCUAUGGUGUAAUGAAAGUUGCUGUCAACUGGAAAGAUGCUCAAGAAAUUUGUAACAAUGCUCAAUCUAAUCUGGCCAGUGUAAUGUCAGAAGAUCUGUCUUCACUAAAAGAUUAUGCAGUGAAUAUCAACUCUGUUGGUGAAGUGUGGAUCGGAUUAAAUGAUAUCAGAAGUCAAAAACAGUUUGUUUGGCUGGAUAAAUCGCCUAACACACUCACGUUGUACGAUUCCGAGAAGUACAAGAAAGACAGUGACUGUGGGUAUUUAGCUUUUCAUGAGGAUAUAAUUUUAAAAGUAGCAGAUUGUAAUUUAGAGAAAGACAGACGAUAUAUUUUGUGUAAAAUGAAUAAGGGUAGGUAA